Messenger RNA from Frankliniella occidentalis (western flower thrips), 1266 nucleotides. Its product is annotated as facilitated trehalose transporter Tret1-2 homolog. Gene Ontology annotation, biological process: transmembrane transport. Lineage: Eukaryota; Metazoa; Arthropoda; Insecta; Thysanoptera; Thripidae. The coding region runs from base 51 to 1178 and encodes 375 amino acids. The record is from RefSeq and is a predicted model, not a curated record. The transcript has 3 exons. Gene Ontology annotation, cellular component: membrane. Gene Ontology annotation, molecular function: transmembrane transporter activity.
UGUUUAUUCCGUACUUUCAGUUGCUGUACGCGGCGCGCCUGCUGGCCGGCAUGGGCGGCGGCACCGUCUUCACCGUCAACACCAUGUACUGGGGCGAGAUCGCCUCGCCGGGCUUCCGCGGUAGCGCUUCCUCGCUCACGCAGGCCAUGCUCUUCCUCGGCGUGCUGCUGGCCGACGUGAUCGGCUACCUGUACCCGACCGAGUACACGACACUGGCCUACUGCGGCCUGGCCGUCACCCUCCUGUUCCUGGCGUGCUUCUUCCCGAUGCCGGAGAGCCCCUACUUCCUGCUGAUGCGCGGCCGGCCCGACCUGGCCAGGCAGUCGCUGCAGCGGCUCCGCGGCCGCGACGACGUGGCCGGCGAGCUGGUGCCGCUGGAGGAGUCGAUGCGCGCCGAUCUGGCGCUGGGCAGCGACCUGCAGUGCGGCUGCGUGGGCAUGGUGCGCACCGGCGGCGCGCGCAAGGCGCUGCUCAUCGCCGUGGUGGUGGGCGCGCUGCAGCGCCUGUCCGGCCUCUCGGCCGUCAUCGCCUACACCUCGACCACGCUGCCGGAGAACCUCGCCAACUUCGGGCCCGCCAUCAUCGGCGCCGUCCUCUUCGUGGCCUCGUUCGCGCCCCUGCUGCUCAUGGACCGGCUCGGGCGCAGGCCGCUCCUCAUUCUGUCCUCCAUCGUGGUGGCCGCCAGCAUGACCUCCAACGGCCUCUACUUCCACUUCUUCCCAGAGAGCGAGGCGGCCGCCGCGGACGGCUCCUCGCUGACAUGGGUGCCGCUCCUGGGGCUGGUGGUGUACGCCGUGGCGUACGCCCUGGGCAUGGGGCCCGUCCCGGACAUCCUGCCCGGCGAGGUGUUCCCCACCAGCGUCAAGGGCCUGGCCGUGUCGGGAGUCAACAUCUCGCUCACCAUCUUCACCUUCCUCGUGUCCAAGAUAUACAACUCCGCCGGCGCGGUCGUCAUGUACUUCAGCUUCGCCGUGGCGGGCGUGCUCACGGCCUUCUUCACCUACUUCGUGAUCCCCGAGACCAGGGGCAAGACGCUGGAGCAGGUGGUGGCCGAGCUGGAGGGCCGGCCGGCCGUCGCGUCCAACAACACGCCCGACGUGGCGGCGCACAGCCUCUCCGCCUACGAGGACCGGACCGCGUCGAACAACGCCGAACGAUCUCCCGCGCAUUUACCGUAAAGACUAAUUACCUUGUGACUGCUGUUAUUGUUAAUGUUAAAUCGUGUGAUAUAUUUGAAAUAAUAAAUUUUAACUAUUUACAAAAAAA